This is a messenger RNA of Tripterygium wilfordii, 1088 nucleotides long. RefSeq names its product translation initiation factor IF3-4, chloroplastic-like. The transcript is spliced from 9 exons. Gene Ontology annotation, biological process: ribosome disassembly; translational initiation. Gene Ontology annotation, molecular function: translation initiation factor activity; ribosome binding. The record is from RefSeq and is a predicted model, not a curated record. Lineage: Eukaryota; Viridiplantae; Streptophyta; Magnoliopsida; Celastrales; Celastraceae. The coding region runs from base 77 to 904 and encodes 275 amino acids.
UUCCCCGCUUCUUCGCUCAAGAUCACAGGAUAAGAAUUUCUCAACCAAUUGCGAGCAUCGACGCCAUUUCAACAGCAUGGCUGGUAUCAAUGGCACUCGCUCAUUCCCCUUUCACUCCUUAGCACCUCCGACCACUAAAAUGAAACCUUCACCACUAUCGCUCUCACCUUGCGAGUUCAGGCUCUUCGGCCCGUGCUUGAAUAAUCAGAGUUUGUGCAGACAAAAUUCUCCGCUCUCUCUUUCUUAUAGUUCUAGUAAGUCCGCAAUUAAAUCCCGUUACGGUGGUGGUGGGCCGCAACACUCCAAACGUAAGAGCAAUAAAGAGGAGGAUCAAGCCCUUGACAUUUUUUCCAUUAGCUCAGCUACUGUUAGGCUUAUUGAUCAGCAGCAGAAUAUGGUUGGAAUUGUAUCUAAAAAUGAGGCAAUUCAAAUGGCUGAAGAUGAGGAACUUGAUCUGGUGAUAUUGUCCCCUGAUGCAGAUCCUCCUGUGGUCAGAAUAAUGGAUUACAGUAAAUAUAGAUAUGAACAGCAGAAGAAAAAGAAAGAACAGCAGAAAAAAGUCAAUCGCAUGGAUUUGAAGGAGCUUAAAAUGGGGUACAACAUUGAUGAACAUGAUUAUUCAGUGCGCUUGAGAGCUGCUAGGAAGUUUUUGAACGAUGGUGACAAGGUUAAGGUAAUUGUUAAUCUGAAAGGCCGCCAAAACGAGUUCAAAAAUGUUGCUGUUGAGCUUCUUAGACGUUUCCAGAAUGAUGUUGGGGAGCUUGCAACUGAGGAGAGCAAAAAUUUUACUGACAGGAAUAUGUUUCUGUCUUUGGUUCCAAAUAAGGCUGUCAUUCAGAAAGCUCAAGAACCACCAAAGAAAAAGGAUAAGUCAGCAGCAAAUGAAGUCUCUGCUGGUGUCUGAGUGGCGAGUUUUAAACAAAUGGAUGCAACUUUUGUUUAUACUUUUCAUGUAGUUUUUAGGAUCUUUAAAUGUUGUAUACUUUUUUUUUUUUUUGCUGGGUAUGCUUUCUAUGUUAUACAAACUGUAUUAGAACAUGUUCUGUACAUCUUCAAUAUUAGAGUCGAGGUUUCCUUAUUUUUGACCA